AGUUUGUUAUAGAGUUUGAGGAAAGCCAACAUGAGCCGGGCAGCUGGAAGGAGAUGAUGAGAGUACCGGGAAACCAUCACUUUGCUCUGCUGAAUCUUCACGGACACGUAGACUACCGAUUUAGAGUCUCUGCCACCAGUGAGGUGGGAAGAGGUCAGCCAAGCCAGGCCACUGAAAGAUACAAAACUCCAGCAUCAGCACCCGACAAGAACCCAGAAAAUAUCAAGAUCGAAGGUCAUUUGCCACAUGAAAUGGAUAUCAACUGGGAGCCACUGUCACCUAUUGAACACAACGGGCCUGGUCUGGAGUACAAAGUAAGCUACAGAAGACAAGGCACUGGAGAGGACUGGAUGGAGCACAUGGUGAAGAGGCACUCGUUCGUUGUUAAAAACACCCCAACGUUCAUCCUUUACGAGAUCAAAAUUCAGGCCAAGAACCAUGCGGGCUGGGGUCCAGACCCUGAAAUAAUCACAGCGUACUCAGGAGAGGAUU
Molecule: messenger RNA, 492 nt
Organism: Sinocyclocheilus grahami
Lineage: Eukaryota; Metazoa; Chordata; Actinopteri; Cypriniformes; Cyprinidae
Product: neural cell adhesion molecule L1-like protein
Exons: 3
Biological process (GO): brain development; cell-cell adhesion; axon guidance
Cellular component (GO): plasma membrane; axon
Molecular function (GO): cell-cell adhesion mediator activity
Source: RefSeq, a predicted model, not a curated record